CAGCAACAACAGCGCCAGUUCAUUCAGUUCGCCAGCGGAUCAUUCAGAAUCAUUGUCAAGUGCAAUCCGCAGCCACCCGCCAAGUAGCUGCGACAGGACCAGGAACCACAGCAAUACCAGACACCACCAUACAUCGUAUAGAAGCGUUCGCCAAGACAUUUACAGUAUAAACAUUACCCAAGAGCCAAGAAAAUGCUGGCCAGCAAGAACUAUCCCACACAUCACUUUAAGGAAUCUAUAUUUAAGCCUUACAGUACAAGUGGCGAUGAUUUGGCAAGCGUUAACACAUUGGUGGCGACCACGUCGUCAUCGGCUGAUACUGUCGCAGUCGAUUUCGAGAACGCCCGCAGAAUGUUAGCCACCAACGGAGGUAUUGCCACCAACGGCAACAAUAAUAAUAACAACGACCUGGAGUCUAAAGACAGUUUGUCAGGCUUUGUGGCCAGCCAUCCGGCCGCCCAGUUCGAUGGAUUUAUCCGGGCCUGCAUCGAUGAGAUCAUCAAGCUGGCUGUGUUUCAGGGCACCAAUCGCUCCUCCAAGGUCGUCGAGUGGCACGAGCCCGCCGAGCUGCGACAGCUCUUCGACUUCCAGUUGCGCGAGAAAGGGGAGUCGCAGGAUAAGCUUCGUGAGCUGCUCAGGGAAACGAUCCGGUUCUCGGUGAAGACAGGCCAUCCAUAUUUCAUCAAUCAGCUGUAUUCGGGUGUGGAUCCAUAUGCCCUAGUGGGUCAGUGGCUCACCGAUGCUCUCAAUCCCAGUGUUUAUACCUACGAAGUGGCACCGCUUUUUACAUUGAUGGAGGAGCAGGUGCUGGCAGAGAUGCGGCGAAUCGUGGGCUUUCCCAACGGCGGCCAGGGGGAUGGAAUAUUCUGUCCUGGCGGCUCCAUCGCCAACGGUUACGCAAUCAGCUGUGCCCGCUACAAAUACACACCCGAGUCCAAGAAAAAUGGACUCUUCAAUGCCAAACCCCUGAUCAUUUUCACUUCCGAAGACGCCCACUACUCUGUGGAAAAACUGGCCAUGUUCAUGGGCUUCGGGAGCGAGCAUGUGCGAAAAAUAGCCACCAACGAGGUGGGAAAGAUGCGAGUGGAGGACUUGGAGGCGCAAAUUAAAGUGUGCCUGGAGAACAACUGCCAGCCUCUGAUGGUCUCUGCAACAGCAGGAACCACCGUGCUGGGUGCUUUUGAUGAUCUAGUGGGGAUCUCGGAUCUGUGCAAAAAAUACAACAUGUGGAUGCACGUAGAUGCUGCCUGGGGUGGUGGAGCUCUUAUGUCCAAAAAGCAUCGACACUUACUCAAUGGAAUCGAACGGGCUGAUUCCGUGACCUGGAAUCCCCAUAAGCUGCUGGCCGCAUCCCAGCAGUGCUCCACCUUCCUGACACCCCACCAGCAAAUACUGGCCCAGUGUCACUCGACCAAUGCCACGUAUCUAUUUCAGAAGGACAAAUUCUACGACACGUCCUUCGACACGGGUGACAAACAUAUUCAGUGCGGCCGGCGGGCGGAUGUCUUCAAGUUCUGGUUUAUGUGGAAGGCCAAGGGCAGCCAAGGAUUGGAGGCGCACGUCGACAAGGUCUUCCGCAUGGCCGAGUUCUUCACCGCCAAGGUUAGGGAACGUCCGGGCUUUGAGCUGGUCCUUGACCAGCCGGAGUGCACCAAUAUCAGCUUUUGGUACGUGCCUCCUAGCCUGCGACAAAUGGAACGCAACCGUGAGUUCUACGAUCGCCUGCACAAAGUGGCUCCCAAAGUCAAGGAGGGAAUGAUCAAGAAGGGUUCCAUGAUGAUCACCUACCAGCCGCUCCGCCAGCUGCCGAACUUCUUCCGGUUGGUUCUGCAAAACUCCUGCCUGGAGGAAUCGGACAUGCUCUACUUUCUUAACGAGAUCGAGUCGCUGGCCCAAAACCUAUAAACUGUUUAGCCGGUGGAAGCGGCCGCUUGUUUCCUGGCUUCGUGUUGCAACAUUCUCUUUAUCUUGUAUGUUAAGUAUUAUGGCGACAAAAAAUAUAUAUUUUUAGGUGAUUUGAAUUAGAUUAAA
Drosophila bipectinata is the source of this 2031-nucleotide messenger RNA. It is a transcript of the gene b, whose product is annotated as glutamate decarboxylase-like protein black. Gene Ontology annotation, molecular function: carboxy-lyase activity; pyridoxal phosphate binding. The record is from RefSeq and is a predicted model, not a curated record. Gene Ontology annotation, cellular component: cytoplasm. Gene Ontology annotation, biological process: carboxylic acid metabolic process. NCBI's taxonomy places the organism in Eukaryota, Metazoa, Arthropoda, Insecta, Diptera, Drosophilidae.